AUGGUUCGCGAGGACCAUCAGAACUUCCUGAGGUUCCUCUGGAUUAAGGGCAACGAUAUCUCCAGAGAAAUCAUAGAGUGCCGAAUGAAGGUUCACGUUUUCGGCAACAGCCCAUCGCCAGCUAUUUCAACGUAUGGCCUUCGACGGACUGCCCAACAAGCUGCCCCACGAUUUGGUGAAGAUGCCAGGAAGUUCGUUGAAAGAGAUUUCUACGUCGAUGAUGCGCUUAAGUCUCUUCCGAGCGAAGAAGAUGCCAUUAGUCUGCUGCAAAGAACGCAGAAAAUGCUUGCAACAGCUAACAUAAGGCUGCACAAGAUAGCUUCGAAUAAGCAGAAUGUGCUGAAUGCAUUUCCUCGAGAGGACCACGCCCAGGGACUGAAGAACCUCGACUUCGGCACAGACGCGUCGCUUACGCAGAGAAGUGUCGGACUACUGUGGGACAUAGGCGACGACAGCUUCGUCUUCAGGGCUCCUCGUCAGGACAGGCCAUAUACGCGGCGAGGAGUGCUGUCGACCGUCAACAGCCUUUACGAUCCACUAGGGUUUGUGGCUCCAAUAACGGUUCAAGGCAAGUACCUUCUCCGUGACCUCGUGACGAAGGGUUAUCACUGGGACACGCCGCUUUCGGACGAGAAAAAGCAGAGAUGGGACGAGUGGAAGAACUCUCGCCAGGCACUACAGCACCUUCACGUGCGGAGAACGUAUGCGCCAGUCUCGACGCUUGAAGCCGAAAGUAGGGACAUUCAUGUAUUUUCAGACGCGUCCACACGCGUGACUGACAAGCAAGGAAACAGACACGUCGGAUUUGUCAUGGGAAAGGCCAAGCUUGCUCCACAACCAGAACACACCAUCCCAAGGCUUGAGUUGUGUGCAGCAGUGCUUGCUGUAGAGAUGACCGAUUCUAUACUACGAGAAUUGGACUUCCAGCCGAACUCGGUCACGUUCUACACGGAUAGCAAAGUGGUCUUGGGUUACUUAUACAACGAAACAAGAAGGUUCUAA
Dermacentor andersoni is the source of this 1002-nucleotide messenger RNA. RefSeq lists its product as uncharacterized. The record is from RefSeq and is a predicted model, not a curated record. NCBI's taxonomy places the organism in Eukaryota, Metazoa, Arthropoda, Arachnida, Ixodida, Ixodidae. Gene Ontology annotation, molecular function: nucleic acid binding; RNA-DNA hybrid ribonuclease activity.